Parastagonospora nodorum SN15 is the source of this 1633-nucleotide messenger RNA. RefSeq lists its product as hypothetical. The coding region runs from base 1 to 1629 and encodes 542 amino acids. NCBI's taxonomy places the organism in Eukaryota, Fungi, Ascomycota, Dothideomycetes, Pleosporales, Phaeosphaeriaceae. Gene Ontology annotation, biological process: threonyl-tRNA aminoacylation. Gene Ontology annotation, molecular function: threonine-tRNA ligase activity; ATP binding. The record is from RefSeq and is a predicted model, not a curated record. Gene Ontology annotation, cellular component: cytoplasm. The transcript has a single exon.
AUGCCACCACUGCGCCCGCUUUCACUCGCUUUACAUGCUAUCAGACACUCACAGCUGAAGUCUCGAGUUACACUCCAUGAUGCACGCGUCUUUCUCCGGAGCUGCUCGUGCUCUGCGCCUCGCCAGUUGCAGCACACGGUGACCGUCUCCUCCGAGGCGCCUGCAGAUGCGCAAUUGAACCCCACAACCGCCGACCCGCCGACGCCUCCUACAGAUCAUCGAACGCUUGCUCAAGUCCACAACCUCUUCAUAACAUCCCCGUUCAGCCCAGGGUCACCGCUGAUCCUACCCAAUGGCGCAUACGUCUUCCAGAAACUACAGUCCUUCUUGAGGGCGCAGUAUCCUCAAUUUGGAUUCCAAGAGGUCAUCACACCCAUCAUAUACAAGAAGUCAUUAUGGGAGAAAUCAGGGCACUGGGAGAACUAUGCCGAGGACAUGUUCAGUGUGCAGGGCAGAGGCGCAACAGGACAAACGGAGAAGGCACAGGUUGGCGAGGACGAAGAGUUCGGGCUCAAGCCAAUGAACUGCCCUGGACAUUGCCUUCUGUUCAGAGAUGAGAUCAAAAGCUACAGAGAUCUUCCAAUCCGAUACGCCGACUUCAGUGCGUUACACCGGAAUGAGGUUUCGGGCUCAUUAACGGGCCUCACACGGGUACGCCGGUUUCACCAGGACGAUGCGCACAUCUUCUGCCGACCGGAUCAAAUCCUGCCCGAGAUUGAGCAGACAUUGAAAUUCGUGGGCAUGGUGUACAAUACGUUUGGCCUGGGCCCGUACAAGCUACUUCUAUCGACCAGGCCAAAGGACAGCUUCAUUGGUACCAUUGAAGAAUGGGAUCGCGCGGAGAAACAGCUAUCUACAGCUCUCGACAGCAUAGGCAGCGAAUGGGCGAUCAAUGAAGGAGAUGGUGCAUUCUAUGGCCCAAAAAUCGAUAUCAUCCUGAAAGACUCGAACGGAAAGGAGCAUCAAACCGCUACCAUCCAGCUCGACUUUCAAUUACCGCAGCGUUUCGACCUGCAAUACCAGGCUUCGCCAGAAGAGCUGGAGGCCGGAACACAAACUACAAUGGACACGGGCCUUGAUCCGUCCCUGCGCCGUCCAGUCAUGAUUCAUCGGGCCAUCUACGGUUCAAUAGAGCGCUUCAUGGCGUUGCUAAUUGAGCACUACGCCGGGAAGUACCCAUUUUGGCUCUCCCCGCGUCCAGCGACUAUAUUGUCUCUGAAUUCAGAUGCCAAUGUUCAGGCGCACAUUGAACGUGUCAAAGCAGUCUUGUCUGGCCUACAACCACACGAUGCACCAUCAACCGCAUCCUCGUCUUCGCCAAAGCCAUUGCCACUUUCUACCAUACAUCUUCCGAUCGACGUCGACAUAAGUGAUCGCUCGCUUGGCAAGAAGGUCGCGGAAGCCCGGUCAAAGAAAUACAAUCACAUGAUAGUUGUCGGCGGCAAAGAAGCGGAGAAUGAUGCGGUCAACUUGAAGGUCAUGAAUCAACCCAAUAAAGCGGCGACGAUACGGGUACUGGAAGCAGCCCUCGGUCGAAAAGUUACUGAGACAGAGAUAGCGAAGGGCGUCACUCUCCCGCUUGAUGUUGCCAGGAAAUACUUUGAGGACUUGGCGAAUACUUUCCUAUGAAUAA